Messenger RNA from Ophidiomyces ophidiicola, 642 nucleotides. RefSeq lists its product as uncharacterized. The record is from RefSeq and is a predicted model, not a curated record. Bases 1 to 642 code for a protein of 213 amino acids. The transcript has 2 exons. Gene Ontology annotation, biological process: catechol-containing compound metabolic process. Gene Ontology annotation, molecular function: ferric iron binding; catechol 1,2-dioxygenase activity. Lineage: Eukaryota; Fungi; Ascomycota; Eurotiomycetes; Onygenales; Onygenaceae.
AUGGCGGACAAAUUCGAUCCUAACUUCACGGAGAAUGUGAUCAAUGCGACAGGCCCCAACACCGAUCCGCGCAUGCGGGUGGUGAUGGCCGCGCUGAUUCGGCAUCUGCAUGACUUUGCCCGCGAGGUGGAACUGACGGUGGACGAGUGGAUGGCUGGUGUCAACCUGAUCAACUGGGCGGGGCAGAUGAGCAAUGAUAAGCGAAACGAGGGUCAGUUGAUUUGCGAUGUAUUGGGGUUGGAAUCUCUUGUCGACGAAAUCACCUUCUCCCGUGCAGCAAAUGCACCUGAUGCUGCCACUGCCACCGCGAUUCUCGGCCCCUUUUUCAGAACGAAUGCGCCUCACUAUCCAAACGGAGGAAGCAUCAUCCAAACACCCGCCAAAGACGGCGAAGUAGCUUACAUGCAUGGAAAAGUUGUUGACUCUACUACGGGGGAGCCAAUUGAAGGGGUGGUCAUUGACGUGUGGGAGGCCUCAACAAAUGGUCUCUAUGAACAACAAGAUCCAGAUCAGAAGGAUUACAAUCUCCGAGGUAGAUUUACGACAGAUAAGGAGGGAAAUUAUGCAAUGUACUGCUUGAGACCAACACCAUAUCCUAUUCCAUUUGAUGGUAGGGCUGUCAUACUCGAGAUUUGCCGUUGA